AUGUAUGAGACAUACUAUUAUGAUACACAACUUUUCAUUGCUUUUAUUACUUAUUUUGUUUUGUUUCUUUGUAUUGUAAUGGUGUGUAUCGUUGGAAGUAUUUUUACAUCAAGACAAAAAAUAUUUCCUUGUAAAUGUAAGAAAUGUCAAAAAUUGAAUGAGAUGAGAUGGAAGAAACCAUUGACUAUUAAGAGAUUUAUUGCUGUUUUAAUAAUGAUAGUUUUAAUAUUUUUAUUUUAUACAUUAAACAAACAACGGAAAAAAUGUUGUACUGAAGUUAUUGAACCAUAUAAUCCAUUUAAAGUUUUAAACAUUUCUAAUUCAUCAAAUAGACUUAAUAUUGAACACCGAUUUCAUGAUAUUCAAUUAAGGUAUUUAAUAAAAAAAGUAACUCUUGAAGAAGAAAAUGUAUAUCUUCGACAAAAGUAUGCAUAUGAAUUAUUAAGGAAUGAAAACAGAUUCUUAGAAUGGAAAAGUCAAUGGGAUCAAUUAACAAAUUCUACUCAUUUAAUUGCUCUACCUUCUAUCUUUCAACCAAAUACUAAUUCUAUGUACACAAUUUUUAUGGUUUAUAACACAACAAUUUUUUUGAUAAUACCAAUCGUAUUAUUAAUUUGUUCUAGAAAAAUAACAAUUAAUAAGAAUAAUGAAGUACAUUCUCAAUACAAAUUAGUUUAUGAAAAAGUAUUUGAUAAUUUUGUGUCAUUCUCAUUAAUUAUUGAAGCAAUGAGUUCAACUGCAUUAGUACAAAGACAUAUUACAUAUAAUUCAUAUGAUUCAAAACUCUUACCACAAAUUAGAAGUAAAGUAAAUCAAGACCUUUUAAAUACACCUCAUAUUCAAACAAAAGAAGUUGUUAAAGCACAGACAUUAAUUUGUGCAUACCUCACCAGAAUUAAAUUGCCAAAGUAUCUCAAAUAUACUCUUUAUUCAAUGAUACCUGAUUUAAGAAAAAUAAUUAUUGAUUUAAUUAAUUACUUCUUCUUCAAGGGGAGUCUUGACGCAAUGGUAUUGACUACAAAAAUGGGACAAAUGAUUGCACAAGCGUGUACAGUUGAAACUGAAUAUCUUCAAUUACCUGAAUUUCAAUCAAGUCAAGUAAUGUAUAUGCAAAAAAUUACAACAUCUCAAUUAGGAUCAAUCAAUGCAUUAGAACGCUUACAGAAACUUCAUGAGAUAUGUUAUAAUGAACACCAACUAGAAUUAUGGAAAAAUUAUUUAAUAUACUUUCCUUCAAAUAUGGAAAUUGAUAUAGGACUAAAUAAAGAAAUUACUUACACUUCUCAUUCAAUUGAAUUAGAAAUAAAAAUAAGAAGAAAACCUGUGAUGUACACUUUACAAAAAUCAUUUGGUCCAGAAACAAAUCAAACAAAUCAAAGUACUGAAUUAAAAGAAAAAGAUAAGACAAUUCGUAGUCAUACACCAUUUUUAAGAAAAGCAAUUAAAGAAAGAUUUUAUUUAUUUGUUGAAAUAGAAAAUCAAAAUUUAGUGUGUUAUAAGGAAAAAUUAAAAAUACCUUUUUCACCAAAUAUAUUUACUAUCAACGUUCAUGUUCCAAUUCCUCUAAAUAUAAAUUCAAUUAAUUUCUGCAUUUAUUUAAUUUCAGAUUGUUAUUUGGGAUGUGAAUAUUGUAUGAAGAAAAAUGUUAAAUUAUUGUAUUCUUAA
Molecule: messenger RNA, 1665 nt
Organism: Entamoeba dispar SAW760
Lineage: Eukaryota; Evosea; Mastigamoebida; Endamoebidae
Exons: 3
Coding region: 1-1665 (554 amino acids)
Biological process (GO): SRP-dependent cotranslational protein targeting to membrane; post-translational protein targeting to endoplasmic reticulum membrane
Cellular component (GO): Sec62/Sec63 complex
Molecular function (GO): RNA binding; transmembrane protein transporter activity
Source: RefSeq, a predicted model, not a curated record